This is a messenger RNA of Babesia sp. Xinjiang, 1431 nucleotides long. RefSeq lists its product as uncharacterized. The transcript has 3 exons. The record is from RefSeq and is a predicted model, not a curated record. Lineage: Eukaryota; Apicomplexa; Aconoidasida; Piroplasmida; Babesiidae. Bases 1 to 1431 code for a protein of 476 amino acids.
AUGCAGCCACUUUAUCGCAAAAUGAUGCCCACAACGGACACGCCACAUACCCGUGUCAGGGGGUUUGUCGGUGAAACUCCACGACCACGCAUCCCUCUUACCUCCAUUGUCGGUGGCGGGCCAGUGUCUAGCGUUUCACGGACACAACAAAAUUUUACCGACCCAGGUCACACUAUGCAUGUACAUCAAAUGAAUUCCGGGUCCGCUUCAUUAAAAAGACAUGCGUAUGCGUCUGUGCCACGAUGGCCUGCCACAGACUACAGGGAUGGGAUGCGAUCUGCUGCCCGUAACGUUCCACCCGGGACUUCCGUGCAAGGUGCCAGUUCCGAUGCAAGAGAUGUGCAAUAUGUGGCAACAAAUGCAUCGGUACGAAGACGUAUCGGCACUACGGCUAUGCCAACGUAUGCCAGCACUUCGCGCACCCAUCCUAUUUCUACGGCAUCUAGUGCUGGUCCCUCCACUUCUGUCUUUCGUGAAGGUACUGCCGCUAGGCUCUUCGGAGAGGACCAUAUGAACAUGACCACAACAAGGAUGCUCAAGGGAGCACCUCAAUCGCAAGAAGUGGUACUAUUUGCACUUCAUCCACAAACGGUAGUCCGCCCUUUGAGACGUGCUGUUCGUCAAGUAUUCACUGGCGUUUUGGAGCGAUUGUUAGAUGCGUUGCAACGCCAAGGUAUGCCGCGUAGCGUUGCUCUUGCGCGUCUUAACCGCACUCGAUGGUUCCCACGUCUCUUCGAUUAUACGGCCAUAGAACGUCUGUUAAACAUUUUCAAGCUCUACCUGAGUCAAUCGGACGUUCUUGCAGUGCCACGUGAUUUCGUUGACGUCUACGAUGCAUUCGCUCAUGAAAUCAAUAGAUACUGUCUGGCAGAAUCGACCCGGCCGUCCACGGACGAUUCUAGUGGAGGUCGUGCUAUCGUUGUUGGUGGCAUCGAUUUUACUGAGGAGACGUUGAGGAGCAUGACUAGACCCAUGGAACCAUGGCAGCAGCAGACACCUUUGGUGCGUAAUCACACUCCUUUGCAGAUACAUUCUGUGGGUAGUGCUAUUGUUGGAGAUGUUAGUGCCAGGGCUGUAGUUAAUCGCAGGUAUAUAAUAAAUCAAGAUAAUCUAUCGGUGCUGGGCAGUUUGGUGUCGCAUUUGCAAGGUGUCCUUAAACAGCGGCAGAAAUUACAUGAGGGGCUGCUGCGCCAACGAACAGAGAUCGAGGCACAACUUAAUGAGCGCAGGAGGGUACUCUUCAACUUAUGUGUAUCACUGACUAAUCGUCGUAUACUUGCCGACUCGCUGGACUUCAAGGCAACAUUCGAUGAGGUACACCGACAAUUCAACCCUUCUCUUAGCAAUCAUCGCAAUGCAAGAGCACUGGAAGAAAUCAAUCAACAUAUGCAUAUUAUUGGGAAAUGCGCGAAGUCCCUAUCGAAAAUGUAA